Oncorhynchus masou masou (cherry salmon) is the source of this 5231-nucleotide messenger RNA. RefSeq names its product syntaxin-binding protein 5-like. Gene Ontology annotation, cellular component: plasma membrane; cytoplasm; SNARE complex. Lineage: Eukaryota; Metazoa; Chordata; Actinopteri; Salmoniformes; Salmonidae. The record is from RefSeq and is a predicted model, not a curated record. The transcript has 13 exons. Gene Ontology annotation, molecular function: syntaxin binding; myosin II binding; GTPase activator activity. Gene Ontology annotation, biological process: regulation of protein secretion; regulation of exocytosis. The annotation marks the transcript as partial.
GAAUGGCCCAUAAGUGGUGGUAAUUGGGGCCUUGGCACACAGAGCUACCCUGAGAUCAUCAUCACUGGGCAUGCUGAUGGGACUGUGAAGUUUUGGGAUGCUUCUGCAAUAAUGCUCCAGGUACUAUACAAGCUGAAGACGGCCAAGGUGUUUGAGAAGAGCAGGAAUAAUAAGGAGGAAAAGCAGAACACAGAGAUUGUGGAUGAGGACCCGUUUGCCAUCCAGAUCAUGGCCUGGUGUCCUGAGAGCAGGAUGCUGUGUGUGGCCGGGGUGUCUGCCAACCUCAUCAUAUACCGCUUCAGCAAGCAGGAGAUCACCACCGAGGUCGUACAGCUGUUGGAGGUGCGUUUGCAGUACGAGGUGAAUGACAUGGAGUCCCCUCCAGAGGGGGGAGGAGGGGGUGACCGUGACCUGCCCACCCCCGGAGCAGCCUCACCCAGCCCCCAGACCACCGGACCCCCGACACACCCCUCCACCAGCAGCAACUCCUCUGACGGGGUCCGAGACAACGUACCCUGCCUUAAGGUGCGUAGUACGCCUCUAAAGCAGUCUCCAGGGUACCAGGUAGAUUUAGUGGUGCAGCUGGUGUGGGUGAGUGGAGAGCCCCCCCAACAGAUCACAAGCCUGGCCCUCAACUCCUCCUACGGCCUGAUUGUGUUUGGGAACAGUAAUGGUCUGGCGGUGGUGGACUACCUCCAGAAGACAGUGCUGUUGAACCUGGGGACAGUGGAGUUGUAUGGUUCUAACGAUCCCUACCAGAGACAGCCUCGCUCUCCACGCAAGACACGCCAGCCUUCCGGAGGCCUGUGUGAUAUCAACGAGGGCUCUGCCUCGGAAGAACGCUGCAAGUCCCCCACUUCAGACCACCGGGACAGCUCUUUCAGCCGUUCACGCUCCUCCUCCGUCACCUCCAUCGACAAGGAGGCGCGCGAGGCCAUCACCUCCUUCCACUUCUGUGAGACAUUCGCUCGGAAGGGGGACAGCACCAUCACACCCUGCCUGUACGUGGGCACUUCCCUGGGCACAGUGCUGGCUGUGGCCCUCAACUUGCCUCCUGCUGGGGAACAGAGGCUACUGCAGCCUGUCAUCGUCUUGCCUAGCGGUACCCUGGGGCGUCUGAAGGGCAGUAUCCUGAGGAUGGCCUUCCUGGACAACACGGGCACCUUCCUUCCCCCUGCCUUCGAGCUGUGGUACGAGCCCAACGCCGUGGGCGCCGACAGUGAGGAGCGAGACAAAGCCCGUAAACGCCGCCCGGUCUCUGUGUCGCCCUCCACCUCACAGGAGCUGCAGGAGAGCCAGUAUGCGGUGGUGUGCUCUGAGAAACAGGCUAAGGUCAUAGCACUGCCCUCCCAGAACUGCAUAUUCAAACACAGCAUCACAGAGACAUCGUUCGUCCUGAGGGCUGACGUGGUCCAGAUGAACAUAGGGAACUGUGUGGCCUGUUUCUGUGCUAACGGACACAUCAUGACCCUCAGUCUGCCGGGGCUGAGACCAUUGCUUGAUGUAAACUACCUGCCGCUGACAGACAUGCGGAUAGCCCGGACCUUCUGCUUCACCAACCUGGGCCAGGCCAUGUACCUCACCUCCCCCACUGAGAUACAGAGGAUCACAUACAGCCAGGAGACCUGCGAGAACCUGCAGGAGAUGCUAGGAGAACUAUUCACACCAGUGGAGACCCCAGAGGCUCCCAACCGAGGAUUCUUCAAGGGGCUUUUUGGGGGAGGAGCAACUUCCCUGGACAGAGAGGAGCUAUUUGGUGAGAUGCAGGCGGGUAAAGCAUCCCGUGGCCUUGCCCAGCACAUCCCGGGUCCUCAGGGCCUGGAAGGCAUGAAGGGGGCAGCCUCGGGCGUGGUGGCGGACCUGGCACGUGCCCGGAUAGCGCUGGACGAGAGAGGGCAGAAACUGGGCGAGCUGGAUGAGAGGACGGCCGCCAUGCUGGCCAGCGCGGACUCCUUUGGCAAACACGCCCACGAUAUGAUGCUGAAGUGCAAAGACAAGAAGUGGUACCAGUUCUGAUCUGAAAGAGGGGAGCAGAGCCAAAGGGACACUGCUUCAUCCGGACUCUACAUGCCCCCCUCCUCCAUCUCUCCGUCCAUACAUCCUUCCAUCUCUCCUUCCUUCGCUGGACACGUGGGAUACUCUUCCCUAGCACAAUGUUGUAUACUUUAUUUACCUCAGUCAUAAGGUUUCAUAUGAGGAACGGACUAGAGAGAAUGACAAACUGGAAAAAAAGGUGUCCUUUUUAUUGUUAUCUUUUGUUUGUUUGUUUUCCCCUCUGUGGCCUGCCAGUUGGUUGGAGCUCUGGGGUUCCCUCAUCCUCAUUCGCCAAAAUAUUCUGUGCCGUCAUCUCUGCUCCAACCAAUCCGGGGCCAGUAUACUAAAGACAAAAACAGACACAACUGAGAAAAAAAUGAACAACGAAGAAAAAACAACUACAAAAAAAAUCUCAAAAAAGAAAAAGAUCAAAAAAAUAAUAUAUAUAUAUAUAUAUAUACAUAAUUAUAUAUACAUAAAUCUAUAUAAAUGAUCAACGCUGUAUUCACUUCCGACUGUCAAGUGCAAAACAACAAGAGGAAAACUUCACAGGUGGAGCGAAACUGGUGGUGGGCAUAAGAAGCUCUACUCAAAGUCACAGGAUGUGUUGUCAUAGUGACAGCCGGCUCUAUGCAGAGAGUUGCAGGAUUAAAAAAGCAAGUCAUUCCAAUGUACACUGGAUCCUCUGUCCUUGAUCCAACUAGACUCUCCUCAUCAUAUGGAUUCACUGUUUUCAUAUUGUUCCCAACUGUAUUAUACAUGUAUUCAUUUCCUUCCUCUUGUGUAUCGUUUUAUUUUAAGCUCAGUCUGUUUUACUUGAAAUCUGUUUUUAUUUGUUCUUAGUUGUCGUGAACGUUGUGAAUUAUGAUAUAUUUUGAUUUGGUAAUGUUGCCAGUAUGUUUUGUGGCUUUGUUUAACUCCCAUUAAUUGAUCCUUAUAAAAAGGGCUGGAUUCAAAAAGAGGGCAUGGAUACAAAAAAAAUACAUAGAUUUAUCAUGCAGAUCAGUACACGUCACCAUAAAUAAUGUGUCAUACCAGGUAUCACACACAUCAGAAAUCUAAAAGCAAGAUCAGAACUCUAGAAGCAAGACUGUCAGUGUCUCCUCUCCCUGAAGUGUUUAAUUUGACAUGUAAAUGCUACCUUCCCCCCCUGACCUCAUCAUGCCAUUAACAUCUACUACAGUUUGGCUUUAAUAAUGACUCUGUGUGAAUUAUGUCAGUGUUACAGUAGGCCUAUACACUGCUAGUGUAUCCACACCUAUUGGAUUGGUUUUCAGGAGUAAUAUUGUAUGGACAUGAACUCCUCGAGUGCACAUACACUUGGAGAUUACUACAGUAUAUACACAUGGGAAAACCUAUUUGUGUGUGUUGAUAUAUGCAGGAAUAUAUAUAUAUAUGUACAUUCAGGCAAAGUCAUGCAUUUGUGAAGACAAACAUUUUUUAUUUUUUUUCCGUAAAAUAACUUUGUCAGUGUGAGUGGUCUAUUAAUUCACAUUUUAUAUAUUGAAGUGUAAGAGACGCUGCUAUAUGUGUAGUGUGUCGGAACUGUCCUCUGUUUCUGUCCCCAUUUCAGUGGUGAAAACACUCAUACGUAUCUACUUUAAUGUUCUGCCAGGCUUCUCUACCAUUCUUUUGUAAAUAGGUAAAUAGUUUGACAAUCUAAGACCAAUUGAAAAGUGGUUGACAUUGCUCAAGCAAGCGACACAAGGACAGCUGCCAUAUUUUUUCUAACGCCAAAGAAUUAUUUGAGCUUUCGUUUCAUUGUUCUAUUACUCAACUCUAUUACUCAAUUACUCAACUUACUCAACAUACCAAGUGGUUCACUAAUUGAAAUACAAUAGGUCUAGGUCUGUCUAUACAGGGCUUCUGGGAACUGUGCAUUCUGACUCGGUCACUGAGUUAGGUUCCAGUUCUUUCUUCUCGAAGACCUUUUCGACUCAUCCUGACAGGAGAUGGCUGGUUAGGUUGGAGUAAGAUUACAGCAACUCAACCGUGAGGCCACUAGUGAGGGUAGCAAGUUUUCAGAAUCGAACACAACUAUUGUAUUCACAACAUUGUGCCCUUCAUAAAAGUUUUACUUACUUCUAAACAACAUUUGACCCGCACAGUAUCUUUCAAGGUCGACGUUGCCACAAGCAGCACCGCAGAUAUUGAGAUGAGCGAGAUGCAAGAUUUUGCUCUCACACAAUCACACAGUAUAGGUGCAUGUGUGUUGGGUAGCCAGGGUGCCAAAAUAGCGAAGAAGUUGAGCAUCGUGCUUCAACGCUCUUAGUUGUUGCAGAAAUUGACCCACCAUGCCAUUUACUUUUUGCAACUACGUCAUAUUGCUGAGUCUACCUUUAAUGUUCAACUUUGCUGUCUUUUCAUUUACUAUUUUCAGUUGUACAUUGUUCUUUAACAUUUUUUGGUUUGUUGUAUGAUCAACAAUGUCUUUCUUGUCUGAAAUACUUGAUUUCCAUGACCAAGCUUUCUGUAUCCAAUCAAUUGUGGGAAAUCGCCAAGAAAAAAAGAAACAAGUCAGUACCACGUUAGAGGAUGUCAACAUCAGCAGGAUGAUGCAACCUCUGUGUAAUGUGGCUCCAUCAUAGACCGGCCUCGCAUGUUCAGUGUCCGAGUCUGCACACAUCAUGCUUCAACUCUCCCUCGCUUGUCUUCUAAUGCAUUCUCCUUCUACUCCAGUAGCAGUUCCAAGUGGCUCAUGUUGGUGAUGCUAACUAACAGGUUUGGUCUCCUUCUCUGUGUUCUAGUAUGCAUUGUUGUGUGGAUGUCAGUAGGUAGCCCUGCUUCAAUCUUCCAAGGUGGAAAGAAUACUUCAGGAAAAAAACAACUAGUCUAUGAUUGAGGUCCUUCCCUUCCCUUCUAGCUCUCUUUUGUUUUUCUAUUCAAUUUUUUUAAUGUGUUUUUUCUUGUCUUUGAGUGAGUUGUUUCUUGCCUAUACUCAGUAUGCGGUAUUCUUCUUACCUGGUAUGAUUCAUACUACUUUACAAGAGGGAGUCUGUCUGCCAUAAUGCCAUUUCUGUCCUGGAUUUAACAGUUAUCAGUGGGUUGCAGUAUUUUCUCAUUGUAGCCAAUUUUCUUGUACAGUUUUAUGCAAAUUUCACAUGGAUGUUUAUGACUUUCUCUGCUGCCACAAACAAUUUAGAAAUUAUGUAGAUAGAAAUUACUGUGCAACGGAAAAUAAAAGUGGAAAAAAUGUA